This is a messenger RNA of Pseudomassariella vexata, 1662 nucleotides long. RefSeq lists its product as uncharacterized. Lineage: Eukaryota; Fungi; Ascomycota; Sordariomycetes; Amphisphaeriales; Pseudomassariaceae. The transcript has 3 exons. The record is from RefSeq and is a predicted model, not a curated record. Bases 1 to 1662 code for a protein of 553 amino acids.
AUGGAUUCCUGCAUAACCACGUGCAGACUGCUGAAGUCGUCGAGAGCUUUUCAUCUCAGCCUCACGACAGGAGCCGGUCGCGGUAAGAGUCUUGUCCACGAGUGGUUGAUUGACCACGUCGUCUUUUGUUCUAUCGCGUCUUUGCCCAAGAAUAUCACGGGUAAUACGACCGUCACAGCAUCUGAAAGUCCGGAAAUGGGCAACACGGACAUGGACAACGCGACACUGGCUGGGGUCGUCUCAGCCAUCAUCACAUUCCUAGCCCUCGUUGUGUCGUCCGUUCAACUGUUAUACCAAUAUUACACUAACGUAAACCUUUCUGCCCUUGGAUCGCGAAACUGUAACGACAUGGUCAUGGGCCCGUGGGCCGAGCUGACCGACAAGAAAUGGCGUUGGCUGGAGUUCCGGUAUGAAGUCAUUUUCAAAUCGCCCAUCAUCUUCGUCUCGUGGCCGAGCAACAAUAAGGGGCCCGUCAACAAAGCCCCAAUCUACUCCAUGCGAGGGACUCCCCAAAGUUUCAAGGACACCAGAAUCUGGCAACCUGAUGUUGAACAGCUUGCGCAGCAAAAGGAGAUAUUGCAAGCAGGGUUACCUUCUUACACACUAGAGGGACAAUCCGAUAAUGUCAAGGAGGACUCCUUGAAAGUAGAGAAGUCGGAAGAAGAGGAAGUCGAGAGGACCCGGCGAAGUCUCCUGCGUCUUGGUCUCAACAGAGAAGCCUCUUGGGCCACCAUGUUACGAGAGUUGCAGGUCAUGGAGCGCGACAGCACCAAGUGGCAGGAAGAGCUGGGGGGAGGGCGGGAAAGUAUACAAUUGUUCGAGAGACGAACUUUGGCCGUUGCCAUCCAACCACGCGCCUACUCCUGGGACAUGGUUCCUAAUUUCAAGAAUCCUCUUGCCCAGACGGUCCUAACCCACCUCGUGGAAAUCGCAGCAAUGCUAGGAAUCUACUGGACUGUAUGGGACUCUGCCGGGGACCGUUACCGUGCAGAGGGCAACGGCUUCAUCUUGUUCGGCUCGUACAGACCAGAACAAGGACUGGUCUUCCAGUUCUUGAGAGCCGGCCGGUCAAGCUUCAAGGGAAACCGCAUCAUGCCAGCUGAUGAAGUCAAGAAAUUUUGCUUCGGAUUUGCACCAACUCUGUUCUGCUAUCAGCAUGACCAGACCCACCGAGCAAAACACCUUGUCAAUGAUGAUUUGGGGACGAUCCCGGAGUUGAAACUUGGGAGCAAGCAAGACAUCGCUGAGACUCUUAGCGAGAUUGGCUGUCCAAAGUCGACAGCAGACCGUUCCUUGGGGGAACGUAAAACGUCCCACAUAUUUCCUAUGGCAUUUGAGAUUCUCGGUAUGCUAGGCAUGACAUUACGUUGGCGCAAUUCUGCGUUUCGUGUACUACCGAACCCUACCAUAUUCUGCUGGGAUCGUAGAGGAUUCAAGACCAGAUUGUUACUCGAUGGCUUCAGAAAAUACUUCAAGGAUCAUAUCAACAAGGCACAGACACAAGAAAUCACGCCAGUUCAGCCCAAUCUAGCAACUCCAGCUGCCCAGCCCGGGCAUCCAGCUCAAAGAAGAGCAUAUAUCACAGCCAACGACGUUGAAGUUACUUGUCGAGCUUCUAGACAGACUAUACGAUCUGUUGCCAUCGAAAGUCGAGGACUAUGA